CCAAGCAUUUCGUGUCUGUCUUUCAUCUCAGUACUUCAUUUUUAGAACCGUAUAGGUUUUCCCUUCUUUUUAGUUAGUUCAAAAAUAUUCGAACUAAAUUUUCUAGUCUAAAUCGCAAAUAUGUGGAAGUAUCGUCAGGCCAUCGAUGUGGAUACUUCCAUAAAGAUAUCACCGCUAUGUCAUCAAUAUCCUUCAGCCUGUUGGUUCUUACUCAAGGGUGUUAAUAUGUGGAAUUUCGUGGCGGGAGAUUUACAUCCGAUUUAUCAGGUAGUUCUAUCAUUUUUCCUAAUGGGAAUCGGUGUAAUGGGCGUUAUUUCCUUGAGACGUAAAUGGAAAGAACGUGAUAUGGUCAUAAUAACCAUGCAAGAGAGCCUUGUUGAGGAUGUCUUGCCAAUACCCGAACCUCUACCCAUCGAGCUGGAAGAACUGCCUUUAGUGACCAAAGUCUCCCUUCUACCCGAAUCUAAUACCACUAUUGAUCAAGAUGAUUUCCGACUUGAACCCGAGAUCCCUCAACCAAUUCCACAGACUAUGACAAACCCGAAUCAAAAGGAGGCUAAACCUCAGCAGAUGAGAAAAACAAAGAUUCCGGUUAUAAAUUCGAAAACAUCCAGGGUUCCUGCUGGCAUUAUCAAAAAGGAUCAACCUCAAACUUCUCAAAAGGUGGUUCCCCCAAAGCGUACACCUGCUCCUCCUAGGACCAGUGCCAAACCCGGUACCAGGCUAAUGGGAUCUAUAAAUCGUAAUACAAGUCAAAAUCAAGGUGGUCUAAGACCUGCCCGUCAAUCUGAUAUUCGUAGUCGUUCUUCGACUAAUCCAAACCCACCACUUUGGAAGUUGUAGAUAAUAUAGGCAUUUACUUGAUUAGGGCAAAAAAUCGAAAUUUUUAUUUGAAUAUUGAGACAUAUUUGUACAGAGCAGGAUUUGUAAAUGUUUUCACAGAUAAUGUUAUGUGACCCUCUGUAGUAAAUAAAUGGGAACUUAAAACGCA
Messenger RNA from Drosophila serrata, 991 nucleotides. RefSeq names its product male fertility-related protein saturn (gene saturn). The record is from RefSeq and is a predicted model, not a curated record. Lineage: Eukaryota; Metazoa; Arthropoda; Insecta; Diptera; Drosophilidae.